This is a messenger RNA of Durotheca rogersii, 2026 nucleotides long. RefSeq names its product acetyl-CoA synthetase-like protein. Gene Ontology annotation, molecular function: CoA-ligase activity. The record is from RefSeq and is a predicted model, not a curated record. The transcript has 2 exons. The coding region runs from base 132 to 1838 and encodes 568 amino acids. Lineage: Eukaryota; Fungi; Ascomycota; Sordariomycetes; Xylariales; Xylariaceae. Gene Ontology annotation, biological process: secondary metabolic process.
AGCUGUACCUCCUCGGUCGGGAGAAUACGCAAAACUCUGAAGCCGCUCCCCUAGUUAAUACCCCUUGCGUGACUAUAUUUAUAUAUACAUAUACCUAUAUAUCGCUGCCUUUCGCACAUCCGCCCCUCACCAUGGUCAUCUCGUCGAGAUGGACGGUCCCGAUACCGAACGAGUCUCUGCACAAGUGGGUGUUCGGGUCGUCCUUCGGCGCCCUCCCCGACAGCCCUCAGUUCGUCGACCCCGAGCGUCCCGACACGCAUUUUAUCACCAAGGCUGAUUACCGCCUAUGGUCGAAGCGGCUCGCCAUCGGCCUGAUCCGGGCCGGCCUGAAACCCGGCGAUCGCGUUCUGCUCUUCUCCGGCAACACCCUCUUCACCCCAGUCUUCUUCAUGGGCAUCCUGAUGGCCGGCGGGACAUUCACCGGCGCCAACCCCAGCUUCGUCGCGCGCGAACUGGCCCACCAACUGCAAGACAGCGGCGCCUCGUUCCUCUUAUCCUCCGACGCGAGCAUGGAGAUCGCCGUGGAGGCGGCCGCUCGGGCCAAUCUGCCCAGGAGCCGCAUAUACACCGUCGAUGCGACGGCCCUGGACCGGAAGCCGGGACAGGCCAGGCUCCAGACUCGGCAUUGGACCACCCUCUUGGCCUCUAAAGCCGAAGCGGCCGAGUUCGACUGGAUCGAACCGGCCGACACGAAAACGGCGGUAUGCGCCCUCAACUACAGCUCUGGCACGACGGGCGUCCCGAAAGGCGUCGAGAUCACGCACUACUCCUACGUGGCGAACGGCGUCGGCACCAACUACCUCGAACAGCUGCACCCCGAUUACGAAGAGAGGGCGAAGCGCUCCCGCCACCUCUGUCUCCUGCCGAUGUACCACGCUUACGGCCAGACGUUCUUCGUCUGCAACCUUCCGAAGCAGUCCAUACCCGUUUACGUCAUGCCCUCGUUCCACUUCGAGAAGAUGCUGCAGUACGUCGAGAAGUUCCGCAUCACUGCUCUCCCGCUCGUGCCCCCCAUCUUGGUGAUGCUCGCCAAGAGCCCGCUGAGCCGCAAGUACGACCUGAGCAGCGUCGAGGGUGUCUUCAGCGGUGCGGCGCCGCUCGGGGCCGAGGUCAGCGACGAGGUAGCUAAGCUGUGGCCGCCGGGCGCGGUGCGCGUCCGCCAGGGCUGGGGCAUGACGGAGCUGACAUGCACGUCCACGUCGUGGGACCCGACGGCGUCGAGCACGGCGACGGCGGUGGGCGAGAUGAUGCCCAACUGCGCGGCGCGGCUGAUGCGGAUCGACGACGGGGGCGAGAUCACGGCGGCGAACGAGGCGGGCGAGAUCUGGGUCACGGGGCCGCCGCUGCUGAAGGGCUACUGGAACCGGCCGGAGGCGACGGCGGCGUCGCUACACGUCGACCCGGACGGCCGGCGCUGGUUCAAGACGGGCGACAUCGGGUACGUCGAGAAGUACGCGCCGGGUGGCCUGUUCCACGUCGUCGACCGCAUCAAGGAGCUCAUCAAGGUCAAGGGCAACCAGGUCGCGCCGGCGGAGCUCGAGGCCGUGCUGCUGGACAACAAGGGCGUCCGCGACGCCGCCGUCGUCGGCGUCACCAUCGGCGGCGAGGAGGUGCCGCGCGCGUACAUCGUGCCGGAUCCGGAGGUGAAGCAGACGGAACGCGACAUCGCCACCUGGAUGGAGUCGCGGGUCGUCAAGUACAAGCGGCUGGCGGGCGGCGUCAAGUUUGUCGACGCCAUACCCAAGAACCCGUCGGGCAAGAUCCUCCGCCGAGAGCUCAGGGAGCAGGCGGCGAAGGAGGUAGGCGACAGGAAGCCGGCGGCGGCAAAGCUAGCAUAAGACGCGCCCCAGCAGCGGCCAAGCGCAGGAGGCAGGCAAUCUCGGACCUGGGGUCGGAUGUCGACGUAGAACGGGGCUAGGGGAGCAGGGCGUGGCGUCGAUCUGCGAUCUGCAGACGGGCGUACCUGCGUGGGGAGUCCUAAUAACUCCGAGACACGCCGCGCGUCUUCAGCCCGAGACUCCCGUCG